CGGUAUUUCAUUUUAACUAUUAAAAAGUAACAUCAAUAAUUCUUUAUUAGUUUAUUGAAUCUAUUUUUUAGGCAAUCACCAAAAGUAAGGACUGCAUUUAAAAAUUUAUUGUCGUCAUUAAAAAAAAAAAAAUUCGUUCCUUGUUGAUUUUAUUUAGUCAAAUUAAUUCAAAUUAAUGAAAAGUUAAAAAACUGACACUUUUUUAGUAAGAGUAUAAAGAAAGCAUCAUUUUAACCAAAAUUGGAGUAAUUAUUGCGGAUCCUUAGAUUGAAAAGAGAUUAAGGAGAUAUGGCUAAUUAAAAUCAACCAUCAUCCCCUUAAAUGGAUGGAAAAAAAUUUCGCCGAAUUACGCCGAAACGUUUAACCGAUCGGGUUAAUAUCCUCAUAGAGUGAGGAUUUUCUUUUCGGAUCUUUUUUUUAUUUUAAACCAGUUAUUUUAAUUAAAGUUUUUAAGAUUAAAGGGUUAUAAACUUUUUUGAUUGAAAAUUAUAAAAAUUUCAUAUAAUCCAUAUAAUCAAUAUAAUUAAUUAAUAUAAUCAAUAUAAUCAUUGUAUGAUCUUCCUUAUAAUAAUAACAAGUGUACUUUUUAAAAAAUCAUACUGUAUUCUAAAAUAAGGUUUCAACACCAAAAUGAUAACGUUAUUGUAAUUUUCGGUAGUUGUCGGAACUAUCCUAAUUCAGUAAAUUAUUUGUAACAAAAGAACUCGCGUCUUUUUAAUAUUAAUGGUAAUCGAACUAUCCCAAUAUAAGUAAGUUGAUAUAACAUAUGAUUCCCAAAUUUAUCUUGGCAAACUAAAGUUCUUUAUUGCAUUUAAUGGCGUCACUCAAGUAUGAUUUUCAAAUAUAUAUACAUAUAUAUAUAUGUGUGUGGGAAAUAUGCAAAAAAUUGUGAUGGGCGUGCGCAAGUAUCGCAGUAUCGCAUUAGCCUACCAUUUACCCUAUUUACCAAUUACUUAUACAACCUGAUGAAAGGAAUUCUCUGUGCGAACUUUUUUUUUUUUUUUGCAAAGCGCACAUGUCCGCACUGGCGUCGUAAAAGUGACGGUUAAUUCGGAUAAUAUAAUGAGAUUUAUCUAAUGUUUUUGCGUAAUGCGUUAAAUAUCUUUUUAUAUUAAUUUAUUAAAUUUUAUGUAUGAAAUACUUGAAUGUUUUUUGGUUUUUUUUUUAAAGA
Messenger RNA from Rhizophagus irregularis DAOM 181602=DAOM 197198, 1171 nucleotides. Lineage: Eukaryota; Fungi; Glomeromycota; Glomeromycetes; Glomerales; Glomeraceae. The record is from RefSeq and is a predicted model, not a curated record.